Messenger RNA from Fomitopsis serialis, 2047 nucleotides. RefSeq lists its product as uncharacterized. Lineage: Eukaryota; Fungi; Basidiomycota; Agaricomycetes; Polyporales; Fomitopsidaceae. The record is from RefSeq and is a predicted model, not a curated record. The transcript is spliced from 6 exons. The coding region runs from base 389 to 1888 and encodes 499 amino acids.
GAGCGGCGCCUGCGGCGGGCACAACGACAAGACCGCCAUCCGGCGGGCGCGUCACCCGUCACACGCGUCCCCGCCGCUGCACCGGAUCGUGUAAAGCCUGUCACACGUCACACCCCCAUCCGGGUUGUGGGGUUCGCUACAGUAUCCCCGGUGUGGCCAGCGACUCAGCCACACGCGGGCGCCAAAGCAGCGACGAACUCAACAUCACUUUGACCACUACCACAACUUGACGGUACACUGUCUUAGACUUACCGCUACGGUGCGUUGUAGCAUUUGCGGUCAGGCUGCUAAUAAGCUGUAGUCGGCAGCGGAUCCCACGCAAGUGACCGAGGUCAACGCGCUGCAGUCGCUGUGCUUUCUCUGGGACUAAUUGAACGCAACGCCGGCCAUGCCAACGGAACGACGUGUUUCGCUGCCACCAGAAAUUCUAGCCCAAAUCAUAGAUCUUACGCCUCGAGAAGUAAGGCCUGUGUGCCUCCUACUAUCUCGAAUGCUCCACGACCUUGUCGUCCCUCUGGUCUUCUCAUCAGUCACCGUCGAAUUUGGAGCCUGGGAGUACAGUUAUCAUGAUGAGGCAGAUGAUGAUGACGAGGACGAGGAUGACGACGUACAUUUCAAUUCUUCAGGGAUCCCGGGGCUGGCGAAAGAGGGGCGGAGUUCCAGGUCCAUCGAUAUUCUCAAACACAUCAUGGAGGAUUCGAAUUUUGCGAGGGUUGUCAAGAAGCUAGAAGUACGUGCCUACGAGCCGAGGGAGAACCUCCGUGGUUCUGCCUUUGACCUGCGAUGUCUGAUGCUCGCCACGUACCAUUUGUGUAACUUGCACUCGCUGGUGUGGUAUGGGGAAUGCCCGACCCCUUCUCUCGAGAUCCUCGAAUCACUGGGUAGGACAUGCCCUUUGCUACAUGAGGUUGCUCUUCCAUGCUUAGCAUUGAAGGGUCUUCCGCUGCGCGGCCUCAGAGCUCUGCGCUCGAUAAUCGAUAGCGGCACACACUUGAUCAAGACUCCUGUAGAUGAUCUGGACGUCGCGGAAGAUUCCUCCAUUUACCUUCACGGAGAGUCCCUACGGAAGGCUAGCCUCCCAGCCACGUGGAUAACCAGAAUCCCGCCUCGACUCUUACCCAACCUCACACAUGUCGAGUUGUUAUACCUCGACUUGGAGUCUGUGGAGCGGCUCGGACCAUUCCUCAAGGGACUCGCUCAGUUGCAAUCACUGACAAUCAGCUUAGACGAAGUCAUCGCGGAUGCAGUCCUGACAGUCCUGGCAUCGUCGCGCGACCGUAAUCCGCGAUUGACCGAGCUAUGCUUGCAGGACAUGCUGGUAUCAUGGGCCGACGGCGGCUACUCGUAUUCAUUGGAGCGCCGAUUGCUCUCAAAAAUCCUCUUGGGAAGACAUGCGUUGCGGCGUUUUCGCCUUAAUAUGUAUGCAUGUCCUGAGGCCCGUUUGAUUCCUUACCUGGCCAUCCUUGCAACACUUAAAAACCUCGAGGUUCUGGAGCUUGCCUUGAUCGCUCCGAGGGGAGUGCUCACCUGUGACUUCAUGAGCACUCUGGCUUGCCACUUGCCCAAUGGACUUACUGGCUUGGUAGUCAAUGUCUGCGCCGACGUCUUCGAGCCGGAUGCUCUCGAUCUCAUCUGGUCAAAACUCCCUCGGCUGGGCUACCUCCACCUACGGACCCCCGCCGACCUCCCAUCAAUCCGAGACCUGAUCGCCAGAGCGCGAAACCUGAAGGUCUUGGGUCACAAUGGACGGUUGUACGGCGUCGAUUACCGGGCCGGCUCGCCUGAGCUUACGGCGUGGCCACGAAGUAUGAUCUUGUUCAGGAGAGCUGAACUCUACGGAUUUCCGGAGUGGGAAUGGUUGACAAGGCAUACGCAGAUGUAUUCAUAGACACGUUACCGCUGUGACGCGACGAGGCUCGAACAUGCCAUUAGGCUUGCUCUCUGUGACGCGCGCCAGCGGCCCGGAAGACAAGAGAUGUUCCCGACGUGAUGUGUACUGUAGUGAUAAGUAUCAGUUGCGAGCCUCCGAGUCUCCGCAGUGCACGCC